Molecule: messenger RNA, 2126 nt
Organism: Hypoxylon fragiforme
Lineage: Eukaryota; Fungi; Ascomycota; Sordariomycetes; Xylariales; Hypoxylaceae
Product: recombination protein Rad52
Exons: 3
Coding region: 268-1854 (528 amino acids)
Biological process (GO): double-strand break repair via single-strand annealing; DNA recombinase assembly; mitotic recombination
Cellular component (GO): nucleus
Source: RefSeq, a predicted model, not a curated record
CCGCGCAGCUGCCGCGUCGAGUUACUACAACAUAUUAGUAUAGAACCUUGAAAGUGAUUUCAAUUAACUCAAUUAAUUUCAAUUAAAAAAAGAAAAUCAAUCGAGAAGAGUUCUUUCUUCAUCCCCCAUUCGUAAUUCUUAUAUUUUGCACACGUUAUUCCUGUUAUUCCUGUUAUUCCUCCAAAACGUACUUAUGCUGAACUAUUUGAUCUCGAAUCAACCUUGAAAUUCCCAUGGUUCCUCCAUUGCGCUCGUAAUCUUGUCGCGAUGCCUGCUCCAGGUGACCAGCACAGCACUAUCACCAACCCUUUUGAGGAGUCGGUACCUCGCAUGUCCGAAUUUACUGCUGCUCAAAUUGCUACCUUGCAAUCACGCUUGGGCAAACAGCUAGGCCCCGAAUAUCUCUCAUCCCGUAACGGUCCAUCUGGUCAAAAGGUCCAUUAUAUCGCCGCCGACAAAUGCAUCGCUCUCGCCAAUGAUGUUUUCGGCUUCAAUGGCUGGUCCUCCAGCAUUCAGAACAUACAGGUUGAUUUUGUCGACGAGAACCCUCAGACCUUCAAAAUAUCUCUCGGUCUAUCUGUUAUCAUGAGAGUUACACUUCGAGACGGCACCUACCACGAGGAUAUUGGAUACGGUCACAUAGAGAACUGUAAAGGAAAAGCAGCUGCAUUCGAGAAGGCGAAAAAGGAGGGUACCACGGACGCGCUGAAACGUGCGCUGCGCAAUUUCGGCAAUGUCUUGGGUAAUUGUAUAUACGAUAAAGAAUACCUAUCAAAGGUCACCAAGAUAAAGGUUGCACCAGUCAAGUUUGACGAGAGUAACUUGCAUCGCCAUUCCGAUUUCGUCAAGAAGGAGCCGACUCCUGUGAAGAUUGAGCCGAAAACGACUCAGGCGGAGGCGGAUAAGAGUGCCGGGGGUGACAAGAUGAGCGCGCAUGUAUCAGACUUACUUGACGAGGACUUUGGUGACUUUGACAUAGCCGACUUUGGCGUUACCGAGGACGGCCACCCUGAUGAGGUAGUGCUACCCAGUCCUCAUACCAUGAGUUCAAAUGAGAAGUCUAGUACCAAUGAUCAUCAUACUCCAUCUACAAACAAUGUCUCGAGGCAAAUGCAACCGCCACCAAAGCCGGCUGUUCAACCUCCUAGACCACCUCUCACCCCCAAUCAGCCACCACAACAACGACCAGGUACAUCUUUCCAAGGCCGCCCGAACCCGCAACCAUAUCCCAAACCCCCCAUUCAUACCGCCAAUGCAGCACAGCAAGCAUUAGCCAAUAAUAAAACACAUACACCACCUCCAAACGGCGCAGCGCCAACAGAACCAGUGUCUUUCUUUUCAGCUCGCUCAAUUCCGAAACUACCCGAAGAUGCACCCCCAGACGCAGCUAUUAUCCCCACUCAAGGAGCCAAGCUGUUCAAUCCCCGUCUAGACAGUCCUUCGAUUCGAAAAACACCGGGCAUCGAUCACAACUCCUCCAAGCCGGUAUCUAAGUCCGGACAACACGUCCCACCUACAAAGAGGGACCAGGAACCAGCGCUUGGCCUGGCCGGUGCUCCAGCCGGUGCCCCAACAGGAAACAACUUGUUCUCUGGGCCCGGUGCGGGUCCUGGCAGACCCAGCGUGGGCGGUAUUGGCAAUCCCGCAUUAAGUCAAGCGCGGCAGAUCGGAGCUCCAGGAGUAGGGAGCCCAAUGGGAAAUCGUGGCCAGUACCGGCCCUUAACGGUAAAGCGGCCGGCACCCACAGGUCCGGAUCCCGUGAACAGGACACCGCUUACCGAAGUCACGAAUAACGGUUCCGCUCAGGGUGCGGGAAUGGGGGCAAUGGAUGUCAAGAGACAGAGGAUGUCUUAAGCAACCGGCCAGGAAAAGGGAUUAUCGUAGGGAUGUACGGUGGUUACGGGCUAUGGUAUAGGCGGUCCAUUUCUCUGGCUAGCAAUGUUUGGCGUUCGGAGUGCAUGAUGCUGACUCUAUGCCAUACCCAAUUAGAUGUCAUUUUGUUAGCAUUUUUCAAGUCUGGAGCUCUUAGGCUCUAAAGCCUCGAGUUGCUGAUAUCCUGUUUCUACCCAUUGAUAGAUAUAGGUACAUAUGCACGUGAUGAUUAUGAAGGCAUCUCCAAUACGACC